Penaeus monodon (black tiger shrimp) is the source of this 354-nucleotide messenger RNA. Its product is annotated as cell wall integrity and stress response component 1-like. NCBI's taxonomy places the organism in Eukaryota, Metazoa, Arthropoda, Malacostraca, Decapoda, Penaeidae. The record is from RefSeq and is a predicted model, not a curated record. The coding region runs from base 1 to 354 and encodes 117 amino acids. The transcript has a single exon.
AUGGCAAAGCUAUUAAUCCUCGAUGGAAAUAUGGUCACCAAGUUUGACUACGAAGCCAAUGCCAAGGUCGCGAGAGGACGAUCGAACGCAGAAGGCUCAGAGCGUGGCCGGGAAACAACAGAAGCCGCGUCUCAAGCGAGAAGGCGAGGAGGGAGGAGGCCUUACUCUCCCUGCUUGAGAACCUCAUCCUCAUCUUCAAGCUCAUCCUCAUCCUCGAAACCUCAACCUAUUCCUCAACUUCAUCCUUCAUCCUCAUCCUCGUCUUCGUUCGUCUCAAUCUCCUCGUCCUCUUCAUUAUCCGCCCCUCCACUACCUCCAGCCUUCUCCCUUCGACGUAUCGGGUUCAGCUUUUAG